CAUGGCCGUGUGGGCAUCUUCCCCUCCAACUACGUAGAGAUCCUGCCACCCACGGAGGUGCCCAAGCCCAUCAAGGCACCGACCAUCCAGGUGCUGGAGUACGGGGAAGCCCUGGCGCUCUACAACUUCCGAGGGGAGCUGCCUGUUGAGCUCUCCUUCCGCAAGGGCGAGAGGAUCUGCCUGGUGCGGCGGGUGGAUGAGAACUGGUACGAGGGACGGAUCUCUGGCACCAGCCGUCAGGGCAUCUUCCCUGCCACCUACGUGCAGGUGCUGAAGGACCCGCGGGUGAAAGCCACCGCUGAGGACUUCCCACCCUCAGCCACCUCCUCCAGCCCCCGGCCCCUGGCUGGUUCCCCAUCCCCACAGCGCUCACCCGGUCCUCGGGGUCCCCCACUUUCCACCAGUUCCCCCCGGAUGGCAGAGCAGGGUCCUGGUGAGCGCUCAGCCCUGGGGGCACCCACCAGCACCCACCCUGAGCCCACCCCAUCCUACAACGGCUCUGAAAUCCAGUGGACCCCGUACCGGGCGCUCUACCAGUACCGACCCCAAAACGCCGACGAGCUGGAGCUGCUGGAGGGGGACAGGGUGGAUGUCAUGCAGCAGUGUGAUGAUGGCUGGUUUGUGGGUGUGUCCAGGAGGACGCAGAAAUUUGGCACUUUCCCUGGGAAUUAUGUGGCACCGGUGUGA
Messenger RNA from Antrostomus carolinensis (chuck-will's-widow), 687 nucleotides. RefSeq names its product sorbin and SH3 domain containing 3 (gene SORBS3). Gene Ontology annotation, molecular function: protein binding. Lineage: Eukaryota; Metazoa; Chordata; Aves; Caprimulgiformes; Caprimulgidae. The transcript is spliced from 6 exons. The annotation marks the transcript as partial. The record is from RefSeq and is a predicted model, not a curated record.